This is a messenger RNA of Impatiens glandulifera, 2088 nucleotides long. Its product is annotated as phosphoenolpyruvate carboxykinase (ATP) 1-like. The record is from RefSeq and is a predicted model, not a curated record. Gene Ontology annotation, cellular component: cytosol. Gene Ontology annotation, molecular function: ATP binding; phosphoenolpyruvate carboxykinase (ATP) activity. The coding region runs from base 1 to 2019 and encodes 672 amino acids. Gene Ontology annotation, biological process: gluconeogenesis. NCBI's taxonomy places the organism in Eukaryota, Viridiplantae, Streptophyta, Magnoliopsida, Ericales, Balsaminaceae. The transcript is spliced from 11 exons.
AUGGCUGAAAACGGAAAUGGUAAUGGCCACGGCACCGGCAACGGCGAGGUGACGUUUAUGACGAAGGGUCGGAAUGGAUUGGCUAAGAUCCAUACUCAUCGGAAAGAGACCGGCGGGAUAUGUCACGACGAUAGUGCCACGCCGGUGAAAGCUCAGACGAUCGAUGAACUUCAUUCUCUUCAGAGGAAGAAAUCUGCACCUACUACUCCGAUCAUUCCCACCACCGUCCACGGCGGCGUUUCUCCUCUCAAAACAGAGGAGCAACGACACAAACAACAACUUCAAUCUAUCAGUGCAUCUUUGGCAUCUUAUGUGAGGGAGACGGGUCCCAAAUUGGUUAAGGGAGAUCCGGCUAGAAAAACCGAAACCCCAAAUAUAUCGCACGUGUCUCAUCACCACCAUCACGUGACCCCUACCAUCAGCGUUAGUGAUAGCUCUCUCAAGUUCACUCACGUCCUCUAUAACCUUUCACCAGCUGAACUAUAUGAACAAGCCAUUAAGUACGAGAAAGGUUCAUUCAUAACGUCAAGUGGCGCUCUAGCGACUCUGUCGGGUGCGAAAACCGGCAGAUCGCCAAAGGAUAAACGUGUUGUAAGAGAUGAAACGACAGAGGAUGUUCUUUGGUGGGGAAAAGGUUCUCCCAAUAUUGAAAUGGACGAACAUACGUUCAUGGUUAAUAGAGAAAGAGCCGUGGAUUACUUAAACUCAUUGGACAAGGUUUAUGUUAAUGAUCAGUUCUUGAAUUGGGAUCCAGAGAAUCAAAUUAAAGUUCGUAUUGUUUCUGCCAGGGCUUAUCAUUCAUUGUUUAUGCAUAACAUGUGUAUCCGACCCACUCCUGAAGAGUUGGAGGAUUUUGGUACUCCGGAUUUCACAAUAUACAAUGCUGGACAGUUUCCGUGUAAUCGUUAUACACAUUACAUGACCUCGUCUACUAGUAUCGAUAUGAAUUUGGGUCGUCGAGAAAUGGUGAUUCUCGGGACUCAGUAUGCAGGGGAGAUGAAGAAGGGUUUAUUCAGUUUGAUGCAUUAUCUCAUGCCUAUGCGUCAAAUUCUCUCUUUGCAUUCGGGUUGUAAUAUGGGCAAGAGUGGAGAUGUUGCACUCUUCUUUGGGCUGUCGGGAACUGGAAAGACGACACUCUCCACCGAUCACAAUAGGUAUUUGAUUGGUGACGAUGAACAUUGUUGGAGCGACAAUGGUGUGUCUAAUAUCGAGGGAGGUUGCUAUGCUAAGUGCAUUGAUCUCUCCAAGGAUAAGGAACCAGAUAUCUUCAAUGCUAUCAAAUUUGGAACUGUAUUGGAAAAUGUUGUGUUCGAAGAACAUAUCCGGGAGGUGGAUUACUCUGAUAAAUCUGUGACAGAGAAUACUCGUGCUGCUUACCCGAUCGAGUUCAUCCCCAAUGCGAAGAUACCGUGUGUUGGACCCCAUCCUAAGAACGUGAUAUUGUUAGCUUGCGAUGCAUUCGGGGUUCUACCACCUGUCAGCAAGCUUAACCUGGCUCAGACCAUGUACCAUUUCAUUAGUGGCUAUACUGCAUUGGUGGCUGGGACUGAAGAUGGAAUUAAGGAACCACAGGCUACAUUUUCAGCAUGUUUUGGAGCUGCUUUUAUUAUGAUGCAUCCAACCAAAUAUGCAGCCAUGUUAGCGACCAAAAUGCUGAAACAUGGUGCGACAGGAUGGCUAGUUAACACCGGAUGGUCUGCUGGAAGUUAUGGUUCAGGUAAUCGAAUCAAGUUGGCAUACACGCGUAAAAUAAUUGACGCGAUUCACUCUGGUAGCCUCUUGAAGGCGAGUUAUAAGAAAACAGAAGUGUUUGGGCUGGAGAUUCCUAACGAGGUGGAGGGUGUGCCGGUGGAGAUUCUGGAUCCGAUUAACACUUGGUCUGAUAAGAAGGCUUAUAAGGAAACAUUGAUGAAGUUGGCUGGUCUAUUUAAGAACAAUUUUGAGGUUUUUACUGAUCAUAAGAUUGGUAAAGAUGAUGAACUGACUGAAGAAAUACUUGGAGCUGGUCCUAAUUUCUGAAACAAGAUUAUUAAUAAUGAUGUCUGAAAAAAAAAAAAAAAAAAAGGAGGAAGUCGUUUUAUUAUCUGA